GAACAGCAACAAUGGAGGCGAGCAUGAAGUUCGUGGGUGUAUGACAGCGACAAAUCUAGUACACACACGCGCGAAUUAAUGCACGGUUUAUGAACGGAAAAUUCACCGUCAAACGCCCCAGAAUGGCUUCGUGGUCGGAGAAAAUGCUGCAACUGCUGCGUCGAAUGAACAACUUUCAUUUACCAGGUUCCAGUUUAGAGAGCUGUCUACGUUUUGAGGUGGCUGGAGAGCAGGUGGGAUGGAUUCCCCCAAAAGUAGCAUCAGUUCUUGGUCGUUUUCCUUCUGUUUUUAGACCAUACGGGAGUGCUAUAACCUUUUGCUCCAGCGUUGACACUUUUGAGAGCAGAUCAGUGGCUGUGGAUGAGGUGCUGCAGGAGUUGAGGAGAGAGGCAACAUUCACCUGUCUCAUAGGCUGGAGACAUGAGCAAUACGCAGUGAUGCCUAGAUACUGCGACCCUCCGCUCAUGUAUAUGGAGAGAGCAGCAACAAGUCUAUUUGGAGUAAAAAGGUACGGUGUCCAUGUCAAUGGCUACACAUGCGAUUCGAGUGGAAAUCUCAAUAUGUGGCUGGCACGACGGUCUUUGACUAAACAGACGUAUCCAGGAAGAUUGGACAAUCUGGCAGCUGGGGGGCUGGCAGCAGGCUGUAGUGUCAGGCAUACCAUGGUAAAAGAGUGUGAAGAAGAGGCCUGCAUCCCUCCAGGCCUGGCAGAGCAAGCGCUCCCAGUGGGAACUGUGAGCUACACCUACGAAGAUGACGAAGGAGUAUUUCCUGAGUGCCAAUUUGUCUUUGACUUAGAGUUGCCUCUCAAUUUCCAGCCUCACAUUGGAGAUGGAGAAGUGCAAGCAUUUUACUACUACCCCAUUGAGAAGGUGAAAGAUCUUCUAGUCAGUGAGGAAUUCAAGCCAAACUGUGCCAUGGUGGUUCUUGACUUCCUCAUUAGACACGCCAUCAUAGAGCCAGACUCAGAGCCCUAUUAUCAUGAAUUCGUUGCUGGAUUGCACAGAUCACUAUAAAGACUGACUGAUUGUUUUAGACCCAGGACAACCUUCAAUAUUUUUUUUUUUUUUUUAUCUACCUCCUCUUUUAGUUCUUUUAACUAAUGUCAGCAUGUGUACUUAUGUUUACUGAAGACCACUUCUACAAUGGCUGAAAAAGAAAUAAUAUAUUGUACACAAUCAUCAAUGUUUUUAAUCACAUUAUCAUUAAGAAUAGACAUAAAAUAAAGACCCAAGCAAAGUUACCCUAUAAGAAUUUAUUUUUUCAAUACAUUUCAAAUGAGUCUGUGUAAAUCCAAAGAUGCACUGGUAUACAAAAGAUAAUUGAUGCAUCAAAGGCUAUUUUUUUCUUACAAUGAAAUGCAGAAUCUCUUCAAAGAAAUUACUUGCAUUUAAUAAUAUGGCAUUAAACAGCUCUCUCAAAAUCAAA
This is a messenger RNA of Myxocyprinus asiaticus (Chinese sucker), 1428 nucleotides long. RefSeq lists its product as uncharacterized. Gene Ontology annotation, molecular function: 8-oxo-dGDP phosphatase activity. The record is from RefSeq and is a predicted model, not a curated record. The coding region runs from base 90 to 1016 and encodes 308 amino acids. The transcript is spliced from 8 exons. Lineage: Eukaryota; Metazoa; Chordata; Actinopteri; Cypriniformes; Catostomidae.